This is a messenger RNA of Trichoderma breve, 1323 nucleotides long. Its product is annotated as peptidase family m20/M25/M40 domain-containing protein. Bases 1 to 1323 code for a protein of 440 amino acids. The record is from RefSeq and is a predicted model, not a curated record. Gene Ontology annotation, molecular function: hydrolase activity. The transcript has a single exon. Lineage: Eukaryota; Fungi; Ascomycota; Sordariomycetes; Hypocreales; Hypocreaceae.
AUGUCACCAACUUCGCCGUUCAAGGCUUUUUUCGAGGCGCACACGCCUGACUACCGUCCAUAUGAGGAAUUCUACAAAACUCUUCAUGCUAACCCCGAGGUAUCCUGGAGAGAAGUAGAGACGGCAGAAGCGAUAGCGAACAGAUUAAGCCAGAUUUCUCCUCAUCUUCAGAUUACUAGGGGCAUUGAGGGAACUGGUCUGAUUGCUGUUAUGCGCAACGGGUUAGGCCGAACGGUUCUACUUCGCGCCGAUAUGGAUGCUCUCCCUGUGGAAGAGCUGACAGGACUGGAAUAUGCGUCUAAAAAGCGUGUAGAGGACGCUGAUGGUUCAAUGCAACCGGUGAUGCACGCUUGUGGCCAUGAUAUGCACGUCACUGCGCUCCUGGCGGCUACUGAGACUCUCAUUCUUGGACGGACGCAGUGGUCAGGGACUCUGGUAUGCCUCUUUCAACCAGCAGAGGAGUCUGGAAACGGAGCUAGGCGCAUGAUCGAGGAUGGCCUCUAUGAUAAACACGGCUGCCCGAUUCCUGAUAUCCUGUUGGGACAGCACGUCUCGCCUCGAAAAUCUGGACACACAGACACUCGCCCUGGGCCGCUUAUGGCAGGCGUUGAUGAGAUGAAGAUUAUCGUGUAUGGGCGCGGUGGCCAUGCUAGCAUGCCGCACAUGUCAGUCGAUCCGAUCGUGCUUGCUAGCCACAUUGUGGUGCGGCUGCAGACCAUUGUCAGUCGAGAGGUUACUCCAGGCAGUUUGGCUGUGGUGACCGUUGCAUCAUUGCACAGCGGGAAGGCUAUCAAUGUCAUCAGUGAUCAUGCGACCAUUGAGUUGAGCAUCCGCAGUGUUGAUUCCGAGGCUCGUGACUCCAUAAUUGGUGCCAUCAAACGCAUUGUCGAGGCUGAGUGUAAUGCUUCAGAUAGUCCGCGUGACCCGGUAUUCGAGGUCGUCUCAUCAAUCCCGGCAAUGUAUAACGACCCAAAUACUACACAUACAAUCAAUCGCAGCUUUUCUGCGCAUUUUGGUCAUCAGAAUCGCAAUCCGGCUUGCGAGAUCGUUCCGGCCUCUGAAGACUUCAGUCACUUAGCAACAGCUGUUGGCAAGCCGUAUUGUUUUUGGUUCUUUGGAGGUCACGAUACUUCCGACUGGGAAGAAAGAGCCAAAGCAAACCGUCUCGAUGCGGCGCCUUCUCUCCACAGCGCCUUGUUUGCCCCGGCAAUACAGCCAACCUUAUCCAUUGGAGCUGAAGCUCUUGUAGUGGCGGCCAUGACCAUGUUUUCCGAUUACGCAAAUGGAUCCGAUGGCCAGGGAGUUGCUGUACCUCGAGCAUAG